AUGUUCAGUGAUGCUGAUGCACUUGAAGAAUUACCCCUAGUUCCAGGUGCCCUUUUCAACCAUCGCGACGAAGCAGAAGACCCCGUUUGUCAUGAGGACACCCGAACUGCGGUACUGCAGGAAAUAUACGAUUGGGCCGAAAGGAAUGAUGAGAAGCCCGUCUUCUGGCUGACUGGUUGGGCAGGGACGGGCAAAUCAACAAUUGCUCGGACUGUCGCCCGAAGAUAUCAUCAAAGAGAGAAACUCGGGGCGUCAUUUUUUUUCUCGAGGGAUAAAGGAGAUUGUGGAUCUACGACCAAGUUUGCGUCAAGCAUAGCUUACCAGCUUGCGACCCGGUCACCUUCUCUGAAAGAGUCGAUCUAUAAUACACUUAGACGCAAUAAAGGGAUUCUAGAUGGGUGCCUUUCCGAUCAAUGGGAGCAACUUGUCUUGAGCCCAAUAUCAGCGCUUGACGACCCCGGAUAUGCGAAGCGGUACCUCCUGGUGAUCGAUGCACUUGAUGAAUGUGAGGCCAAAUGCGAGACCUUGGUUAGGCUGCUCUUUGAGACACAAUUGACAAAAAUCCGCCUGUUCGUGACAAGCAGACCAGAUCUGCCCGUACCGCCUGAAAGGUUGAAGUCCCAGUACCGGUCCCUUAUCUUACAUAAAGUCAGUCCGGAGAGUGUUGAUGAAGAUAUUUUCAAGUUUCUACAUGGCUCUCUCGCUCGAGACAGAGACGACUGGUUAGAAACAGCGCUUCUCAGACGCUUGGUUGAGAAGGCAGGGGGCCUAUUUAUAUGGGCGGCUACUGCCUCUCGAUUUCUGACCGAUUCUCCAGAGGUUGCUGAUUCCAGGCUAUGCGAGCUUCUCAGUGAUGAGGAAUUGAAUAGAGAACCAGGAAUGGAUCUCAGUGAUAAUGAGUCGAAUGCUGGCCCAGGGAAAAGUUUGAAACCGGACCAAAGUUUGGACCUUAUAUACCUAGCGGUUCUACGAGCCGCCGUAUCUCCAAAGCUUAGCCAUAAGGAGAAAGGCAUCUGCCUCAAUCUUAUGAGAAGAUAUCUUGGCAGUAUCGUGAUCCUUUCCUCGCAACUAUCCCCUCACGCACUCUAUACGCUCGUGGAAAUGGAUACCAAAAAAUACAAGGGUAUUCACGCGCAUGAGAUCUUGCGAAAACUACGCGCUAUUCUCGACAUACCCAAAAACAAGGAUGAAGAAUGUGCGGUAAUCCGUCCGCAUCAUCCCUCGCUCUGUGACUUCCUCCUCAACGCUACCAGAUGCAAUGACGAGCAGUUUUACGUGUGCAGAAAGCAGGCCCAUCAGAUUGUGUUCGAUGGAUGUCUGCAGCUUCUGUCACAAAGUUUACGGCAAGAUAUUUGUGAUCUCGAAGCGUCCGACGCUUCCGUUGAAGUUGUACCAAAGUCUCGCAUUGAGCAGGCACUUCCACCAGCAGUGCAGUAUGCAUGUCUUUACUGGGUGAAGCAUCUGCGGGCUUCUGAAUGCGUGAAUCGUGACCUCGAUAGCGUCCAUGAAAUGCUCAACAAUCAUGUCCUUCAUUGGCUGGAAGCGCUGAGUUGGAUGAGGAAAUACCACGAUGGACUAGACGCAUUGGCGUCUCUCAAUACCUUUCUGCUGGUAUGUUUAUUGCACGAAUCUACGAUGAAUCUGACAUCCUUGAAGCACAGAGAACGUCCCCAGCUAUCCAAUCUCGUCAAAGAUAUAAUCCGAUUUACCAGAUGCCAUGGGCCCGUUAUAGAGCAGACACCUCUUCAACUCUACCUGGGUUCCAUUGUAUUUUCACCACAAGAGAGCCUUGUGAGACAAAGGUACGGUCAUAUUGGACGGCAAUACCUUGAAUACCUACCCAGAACCAGAGCUCGCUGGGGAAUGCAUUUGCAUAGUUUGGAAUAUCAUCGCGAAUCUGUCGAGAGGCUUGCAUUCUCGGAUGAGCGGCAGAUGCUGGCAUCGGCAUCGACUGAUGGAACCCUACGGCUGUGGGACGUCACGACAGGUCGGUGUUUACGGGUUAUCGAGGGCUUCAAGGGCAAGAUCACUGCGAUUAGCUUCUCGCCAGAAGGAAAAUGGCUAGCAUCUCUUUCAGGUGGAAUGAUCCACGUAUGGGACGUAGCCACGGGGCUUUGCAUACAGGGCUUUGAGGAGUCCCAAGGCUUCAAAGCAAUGGCUUUCGCUGGAGAUGGGAAGCUCGUAGCGGUAUCACACACUCAGCAAGUGCAGUACCGGGAUGUGGCGAGCAAGGAGUGUGUGCGAUCCAUACAUGGUUUGGUCGGCCAUCCUGCCUCAGUGAUCUUCUCAGAAGAUGCCAAAACCAUUGCGACUUGGUCCUUCAACGGACUCGUACGCGUGUGGAACCUUACAACGGAUCGGUGCAUCAUAAAAGUCAUUCUGGAUUCGACAGUAGGAUCAGACACAGUUGCUCUCUCACCGGACGGAAAGAUCCUAGCAGCAGCAGCAUCCACUGAGAUUCAAGCGUUUGACACUGAGACAGGUGACUGCCUAACCACCCUUCAAGGGCAUCUUCUUCGCAUUAAUGCUCUUGCUGUGGCGGCAGGCAACCAGACGCUAGCCUCUGUAUCAAACGACACGACUGUCAAGCUCUGGAGUCUCGCCACUGGGCAAUGUCUUCAUACGCUCAAAGGCCACCGUCAUCCGAUUCUUGCCGUUACUCUGUCCCAGGGAAGGAAAAUGGUCGCAUCUGGGUCGAUGGAUUGUACAGCUCGGCUCUGGGACAUGAGCGCUGUUCAUGAUCUACACAUGACUGAAGAGACUACCGACACGACGACAGUAACUGCACUGGCACUGGACGAUCACGCGAUGCUCGCAGCUCUGGGAUAUGCGGAUUCAAGCAUACAGCUCUACUAUCCAUAUAAUGGCAGAAAAUUCAUGACGUUGAGCGGCCAUAGUGAUCGUAUCGCGGAUUUGGCCUUCCUCGCAGACGGAGGUGUUUUGGCAUCAGCAUCAGUUGACUGUACUCUACGACUCUGGAAUACUGAAUUGGGCCAUUGCUUACAUGUCCUUAAGGGCCACACCUCUUCCAUCAGUCGCAUAGUAACCACUCACAACAGAUUAAUUCUAGCAUCUCUUUCAGUUGAUAGAAACAUACGGCUGUGGAAUGCUGAAAGUGAGGCUUGUCUGCACACACUGACUGGCCAUACGGGCUAUGUCGAGGGAGCCGCAUUCUCAAAAGACGACACAAUUCUAGCAACGUCGUCAAGCGAUCAGACUAUCCGGCUCUGGAAUGUGGAAGACGGCAUUUGCUUCCAGAUUCUGAAAGGUCAUCAAGAUCGGGUGAUGGGGCUAGAUUUUUCUGACGAUCAGAAGAUCUUAGCAUCGGCGUCAUUUGAUAGGACGGUGCGGCUUUGGGAUGUCGACUGCGGCUGCUGUCUACAGGAAUACUCGCACGUUCAUAAGGUCACAAGCGUUGCGAUCUCUGGCAACAAAAGUAUGCUAGCAUCGAUAUCGGGUCUAGGAACACUUCGUGUCUGGGAUAUUCGAAGCGGCGAAUGCGUCCAGGUACUGAAUGGUCGCCUGUUCCGUGUUAUCCAUCUGUCAAGCAGUGGCCGGUAUCUGGAAACCGAACACGGCUCCCUCAUGCUUGAGGCAAAAACUACUGUUCCUGAGGAUGCUUCCGAGCAGCCAGCCUCCGCCAUAUAUGUUGACAGAAGCUGGGUCAUAUAUGGGGGGCAGAAGAUGCUAUGCCUGCCCAGGGAGUAUCACAACCCUAAACACGUGGCGGUUCGUGGAACAACGGCAGUGCUUGCCUAUAACUCCGGUCAAGUCUUGAUUCUCCGAUUUAAGUAG
Messenger RNA from Aspergillus thermomutatus, 3795 nucleotides. RefSeq lists its product as uncharacterized. Lineage: Eukaryota; Fungi; Ascomycota; Eurotiomycetes; Eurotiales; Aspergillaceae. The transcript has a single exon. The record is from RefSeq and is a predicted model, not a curated record. The coding region runs from base 1 to 3795 and encodes 1264 amino acids. Gene Ontology annotation, molecular function: protein binding.